UGAAGGGACACUUCACUGCUAGCUAGAAUGAAAACCCUGAGAGGAGUGAGCUGAAUAUUCAGCAGCUCGGUAGCUUAGUUUCUAUAAACGCUCAGGCCAGAUGAAACAUUUCUGCUUCUCCUAACUGAACGCAGCUCCCGAGCUAAGUUAGAGCAGAGAAGAAACGCAGGGCUGGGACCGUGAUUCAGCGAGCUAGCUAAGAGAGAAAGAGGAAAAGACUGAUUAACGUAAACUGUUUGGCUGAAUCUUCUUCGGCGGCUGUUAGCUUCGUUUUAUCCGCCGGCUUUUUUUUUCUCCUCCCAACAAGAUGAAGGGAAGGUCGGGAUGACAGGAAGAUGGCAAACGGGGCUGGAAAGCACAAGCUGCUUGUGAUUGGACCGACGGAGCCAUGGUCAGUGAGGGAGAAGCUGUGUUUGGCCACAUCUGUCAUGAAGAGCGGGGAUCAGAACUGCAGGGUUUCUGUCAGUCGGGCCAUCAAACCAUUUGCAGAACCAGGCCGACCUCCAGACUGGUUCUCUCAGAAGCAUUGUGCCUCCAAGUACUCUGAGCUGCUGGAAACAACAGAAGCUCCAAAGCGGAAGCGUGGUGAGAAAGGUGAAGUGGUGGAAACGGUGGAGGACUUGAUUGUCCGCCGGCUGACUGGAGAGAGGAUUGAGGAACUGAAGAAGCUGAUCAAAGAAACACAGGAAACACACAGAAAGCUGAAAAGAGAGGCUGAGCUGAUUCAAGCGGGACAUCUGGAUUCUAAGUUGGAGGAGUUAUGGGAAGACAUUCAGCUGAAGAAGAAAAGGGAGGAAGAGGAAGCAGAGUUAAAAAGAAAAAACACAGACGCUGCUUAUCAGGCCAGACAGGCAGCUAAGAGCAUGUCUAAACGGAUACCCAGCAUUACCAUGCAUUCGCCCCCAGCUUGUAGCUCCCCAAGCCAGGACUUCCCACAGGGCGACCAACCUGAGAGCCUGACGCUGGAUGGUCUGUCCACAAAGAAUUCUUCAGGAGCAGCAACCUUAAUGACAUUUUCUCAAACCUCUGGAGCUGCUAACGAUGAGAUAAACCAUGGGGCACUUCUGGAGGACCCCACUCAGAAGAAGCUCCUAAACCAGAAGGCCACCCCCCCACCAUCUCCCCUCCUGUCAGAGUUACUGAAGAAAGGAAGCAUCUUGGCUUCAAAUUCCAGACUGAUUGGAGAGAGUGACGGGUCUCCUGGUAACGUGUCAGGAUCACAUGACUCACAGCUGCAUUCAUCCUGCCAGCCUCUUUCUCAGGCAACAGGUGCCCCGAUGCUGUCCCGUCUUCUGGAGGCAGGUCCUGCCCAGUUUUCCUCUUCGAUCGGUUUCAUGGUCGGCACAGACUCCCCUUCCAGUGGUUCCGUCUCCACAACUCCAUCCGCCUCCGUUGACCCUACCAUGUCAGAAAGCACAGCAGUGGAUUUGAUGGCGCCGUCUGUACGUCCUAACUGCCGAGCUGAUUCUGCUGAAGAUAAGGUAGCAGAGCUCAGUGAGGAGGAUGUGAGCUACAUGGGGGACGAGCUGGACCUGAAGACAGUGGGGGACAUUAUCGCCAUCAUUGAAGACAAGGCAGAUGAGGCAGCAGAGGCGCUGGAUGCUGCAGCAGUUGAAGCAGCUCUGUCCCUCUGUGAGGAGAAUGACCACGCUCUGACAGCGGCCUGGGAUGCUGUGCCUUUACAGCCCCAAGAACCACACCCCACUCACCGGAUUCUGGAGGGAGGAGCAGAAGUGUCUCUCUCUUCUCUGUACAGCAGCGAAGAAAAUAAUCUUCCAGCAUUUUCCCUGGAGCUGGGAAGCCUUCAUCCCACCUCCUCCUGCAACUCAAAGACUGUGGAGCACAGUGCCACGCCUGCACAGUGUCAAGGAGUGAGAGAGACAGAGGGAGCGGAUCGCUCACGCAAACGCAUUUCACUAGAUGGUAGCACACAGUGUGAAGGUGAAAAACCACCAGCACAAAAGCCAGAAAAAACCCUCAGAGUUUUAACAGACUCAGUAUUAGAAGACAAACAAGAAACAGACUGGGAGUCCCAGGAAAGGAAGGUAGAGGAUGGCCUCGGAGCUGAGGAAGUGGAGAAUGUGUCGGAGUCAAAAGCGGACAGCGAGGUCACAGGAACAGAGUUGUGUGAGGAAGAAGAUGGGGUGGAGGAGUUCUCCUCUGAACCCGAUGGCGAAAUGGAGCUAGAACCGGCAGCCAGCGAGAGCGAGGACGGUUACAGUCUCCGCACGGCUUCUUCAUCUCUCCAGCUGCACACCACUGCAGACUCCAUCCCCAGCAGCCCCGCCUCAUCACAGUUCUCAGUGUGCAGUGAGGAUCUGGAGGCUCUGCAGGCUCACAAGAUCUGGAAGAAAGCCAUCAUGCUGGUGUGGCGAGCAGCUGCCAAUCACAGGUAUGCAAAUGUCUUUCUUCAACCGGUAACAGAUGAAAUUGCUCCUGGAUACCACAGCAUUGUUCACAGACCCAUGGACCUGGCCACCAUCAAAAAGAACAUUGAGACAGGUUUGUUACGGACCACGGCUGAGUUUCAGAGGGACAUCAUGCUGAUGUUUCAGAACGCUGUCAUGUACAAUGGGCUGGACCAUGACGUGUACCACAUGGCUCUGGAGAUGCAGCGGGACGUCCUGGAGCAGAUCCAGCAGUUCCUGGCAACCCAGCUCAUCAUGGAGACGUCCGAAUCUGGAAUCAGUGCAAAGAGCCUGCGGGGCCGCGACAGUACGCGCAGACAGGACUCCACUGACAAGGACACCGUCUCCAUGUCCUCUCCAGCCUUCCUUCUUUCUCUCUUUGACGGCGGCACCAGGGGGCGCCGUAGUGCCAUUGAGGCUGACUUGAAGAUGAAGAAGUGAAAAUUGCUGAUAAAACUCUUGGAAACCAAGUUUAUAAAGCGAAAGAACAUGGAUGGGUGUUGGUCAGGGGGUCUACCGUGUGAAUUUAACUUGAUAACGUGAUAAAGCAUAAGCGUGGGAAAGCUCUGCUCUAAGACAGCCAUCAAGAUAUGGAUUAUAGAUCACUGUGGGGCAUCCUGUGUGAGCAGGUCAAACGUUUCAUCGAUGUUGCUGCAGAUCACUUAGACUUAACCUGCUUCCAUCUGCCUGGAACAGUAAAAACCUGCAGAGAUUUACUUCCUCACAAUGUUUCAAUAGCUGUGGUCCAUAUAUAAGGAUAUUAGUUACCCCUUGCCUACAGUUUGGUUGUUUAGUGUUUUUAACUCAUAAAAAUGUGUGUGUGUGUGUGUUAGUGUAAUAUAAAACCAAAGGUCAGAGAGUCUGGGAAAAGGUCUGCUUCUUAAAGAGGCAGAGCUGAACGGCACAUUCAUCCCAACCGAAAGGCCUUUUGUGUAACUUUUCAUUUCUUAACCUAUUUUGAAAGUUUGUUUUCUUAAAAUGUGUGUUUUUAUUUUCAAUUGUGUAGAAAUAGCUUUCCCUUGGUGACACUUCCUGUGAAACAGUAACAAUUUUGAAAUUUUGUUUGGAUUUAUGUUUCAUGUAUCUGAGCAAAUGCGAUGGUACUUAUUUGUUUUAUGGACCAGAAAUUGUUAGAACACAAUAAAAUUGUCCUGG
Molecule: messenger RNA, 3563 nt
Organism: Cyprinodon variegatus (sheepshead minnow)
Lineage: Eukaryota; Metazoa; Chordata; Actinopteri; Cyprinodontiformes; Cyprinodontidae
Gene: brd8a
Product: bromodomain containing 8
Exons: 20
Coding region: 336-2849 (837 amino acids)
Cellular component (GO): NuA4 histone acetyltransferase complex
Molecular function (GO): protein binding
Source: RefSeq, a predicted model, not a curated record